Molecule: messenger RNA, 1723 nt
Organism: Penaeus vannamei (Pacific white shrimp)
Lineage: Eukaryota; Metazoa; Arthropoda; Malacostraca; Decapoda; Penaeidae
Product: proton-coupled folate transporter
Biological process (GO): transmembrane transport
Cellular component (GO): membrane
Molecular function (GO): transmembrane transporter activity
Source: RefSeq, a predicted model, not a curated record
AUGGCCCUCUUCGCAGGGGUGUCAUUAGCCUCAAACUGGCAGGGAUAUCAGGAGGUCGUCGGUCUUCAUGACCAACCUGUGGGUGGACAAGACCUGCCUCAUCCACUAUGGCUUCGGCGAGGAAGUGUGCGCCAAGUUGGACUCGGGAACGUACCCGCAGCAGCAGGACACGGUGCAGCGUCUGGUGAAUCAGUACAAUGUAUACAGGCACAUCGUGGAAUACCUGCCGGCCCUCGGGGUGGUGCUGCUCCUGGGGGCGUGGAGCGACUGGCGCGGCCGCCGACUGCCCAUUCUCGUGCCCGCGUUGGGGCAGCUCCUGCUGGGCCUGGGGCUGGUGGCCAACUCCUACUGGUGGUCCCUCUCUCCCGCCUUCAUCCUGCUGGCCUACCUCCCCGCGGGCUUGACCGGCGCCACCGUGGGGCUGUUCAUGGGCGUCUACGCCUACGUAAGCGCGACGUCCACUCCAAAGGCUCGCACGACGCGCAUGGCCGUCGUGGGCGUCAUCCUCUUCCUCGCGUCCCCGGUAGGCAAGUACUUCGGGGCCGUCCUCUACGCCCGCGGCGGAUACGUCGCCGUUUUCGGAACUAUGGUGACGCUGGACUUCCUCGGCGUCCUCUACAUCCUGGCGCGCCUCGAGGAGCACCCUGGGGGCGCCAGGGCCGAGACCUCGAGCAAGGCGGGCGUGUGCGAGGCCCUCUCGCCCGCCCACUUGAAAGAUACGCUGCUGGCGGUGUGGCGGCCUCGCGCGAGGGGCGCGCGCGCACGCACAUUCUGGUGCACAUUUUCAACUGCUGCGUCCAGGUGUUCAACUUCGGUCUGAUGAACUAUGACUUCCUGUACACACGCAAAAAAUUCUCCUGGGAUUAUAAUAGCUUUACUUUGUGGUCUAUCGUGAGCACGCCGCUCUCCUCUGUGGGCACGAUUGUGGUGAUGCCUCUCCUCAGCUACUACUUCAGGGUCGAGGACUCCAUGCUUGGCUUUGCGGGGGGCGUGUCCUCUCUCUUCACGUACGUGCUGAGGGCCACCGCGCCGGCACCCUGGGUUUUCUACCUGUCCUCGGUUGUGAGUCUCCUUUCGAGCACCGUCCUGGUCGCCUCUCGAGCCGCUGUGUCCAAGCUGGCGGAAACGACCGAACUGGGCGCUGUGUUCGCUGUCCUCGCGGCUUCAGAGGCUGUUAUCCCUGUGCUCUCGUCCUUCGUGUACACCUACAUAUAUAACGCCACGCUGGAGACCUUUCCGGGUACGAUCUACGUCACAGCGGCCGUGGGGAGUGUCGUCGUCUGCUGUAGCUACACAUGGCUGCUAACCCAUGGAGUGAGCAAGUUCCCCUACAGUCAAAUUCCACCCUCGUAAGAUUUUACUUCGGUCACAAAAACAGUGUCAGUUAUAUAACCUUGAAAAAAAAAAAUUUCUUUAUACCUGACUUCGGUUUAGUCUAAAAGGAAGGGAACAUUGGUAGUUUAGAUUCCGUAAACUUAUAUCUUAACUUAACUUAUUAAGAUAUAAAUAACUGGAUGCACCCAGGGCUAAAUUAAAAAAUCUGCAUAUUCGGUACAAAUAUUAGAAUUAUGACCAUUAGCAUCUGAAUAACUUCACUGACACGUAAGUACCUGAUUCUAUAUAUAUAUUAUUUUGUUAAUAUGAUGUCUCUAAAUGUAUGACCAUGUGAAUCUCUAGGUUUAUCACAUUAUCAAAAAUAAUAUCUAAUAAAAAAAAAUUAAUG